UUCACUCAAAUUCUGGACAAACGAAAAAACUAAAUUCUCGAGAAUAAUACGUAAAGGCGAGUCUUGAUUACGCAGAAGAAGGUUCGAAAACGAAAGACGAAGGAAAGAGGGAUUUAUUCCCUUUUUGCAAUCGGAGUCUUAUUUCGUAUCAGCCAAGGGAACUCGAAUAAUCGUUCCUUUUUAGGUCCCGUUUCCGCUUCUGUUUCUUCCAUCUAUGUGGCCCCGAUUAAAGGUUGGAACUUUGAUUUCUGUUGAAUCUUACACUUUCGAUCAUCUGUUUUACUCUCAAAUUGUUCUUGUAUUGGCGGAUUUGAUACGCAAUUCUGAAGAGCGUUUGCUGAUAUGGAUUCUCAAGGCUGCAUGGCUGAUGUAAUUAAUGUUGCAUAAAUGGAAGAGAUCGUUGGCUCGUGGAGUCUCCGCAUACAUAAAAUCUUUUCUGGGGAUUGACGUCAUAUCCUUCAAUGGUAAGCAUCAAAGUUCACCGUCGUCCAGCUAUAGCUUAUAGGCCGAUACAGCCAUCUGACUUGGCGAUUCUUGAGAGAACUCAUGGCGAACUGUUUCCCAUAAGGUAUGAAUCCGAGUUUUUUCACAAUGUUGUCACUGGCCAUGAAAUCGUGUCCUGGGGAGCUGUUGAUCAAAGUCGGCCCGAUGAACUGAGUGACGAACUUAUCGGAUUUGUUACUGUAAGAAUUAUUCCAGCCAAAGAUAGUGAGAUAGAAGAUUUACUGAGCUUUGAGGCAUCAAGAACAGACCAAACGUUAGUAUACAUCCUAACAUUGGGAGUUGUCGAUUCGUACAGGAAUUUGGGAAUUGCCAGUUCAUUAAUCCAUGAGGUCAUAAAGUAUGCCUCGAGUCUUUCAAGUUGCCGUGCUGUUUAUCUACACGUGAUCUCAUACAAUAACCCAGCCAUACAUUUGUACAAGAAAAUGUCGUUUCAGUGUGUACGGCGGCUGUACAAUUUUUAUUACAUCAAUGGGCAGCAUUAUGAUUCCUAUCUGUUUGUAUACUACGUGAAUGGUGGCCGAUCUCCCUGCUCACCUCUUUCAUCAUCUGUUUACUACAACGGUGGUAAUAAAGAAAUAGAGUAUGUUACUAUGUUAAUCAGCGACUUAGGCUUCGUAGUAAAAUGUGAGUUUUGGAGAAGGUGUCAACAACCUUCCUAAGCUAUCAGUGGUUAAAGAAAAGGAAUCGUGCCUCACAGCAACUUGAUUGAGUUCAUAAUCUCGUAGCUAUAUUUAGUUUCUGUUUGUCGUCUGAGUGCUAGAAAAGUGAGAUCUUCAUUUCUAUUGAAACAGAUAAAUAACAUAAGUUUGUAGUGAAAAUGCUGACAACCUUUGUAAAUGUAGUUAUGAAAGAAAAAAAGCAAGAAAAUGGAAAUUUGAAGUAUUCUACGAGGCCUGAAUUUUUCUACCUGACCCUACCAUGGCAGACUUAUUCGGCAAAAGCAUUUUCCUUCAUGUAAAUGUUAUCUUUAAUCUAAGUCAGUUCUUGUUUACUUAAGUUUCUUCGAUGGUAUAUACCAUUUCCUAACCUAGUAAUCCUAAUUUGCACGCUUAAAGCUAUACGUAUUGCAUGUAACUCUGCCUUGCAUCUUGCAGAGAACUUGUCACAAUAUUUGUCACUUAUGCAAGGAGUGGGUUCAAAUCAAUGGCUGCAAAGCUGUGGAAAAACGACGAAAGGAAGAUCUCCAAGUGGCCCAAGUAUAAAGAAUCGAGCUACCUUCUUCCGACAGUGCAGACCAAAAGAAUCCUCACCAAUGAGGGCUCUAGGUGCCAGUUCGACUAAAUCCAACGCCCUCGGGUAUUUAGAAACUCGUCUCACAUUCCUUUGUCGACAUAAUAACUUAUAAGCAAUGUUGUAUUGUUAGAAGUCUCGGCUACAUGUUGGUUGCUUUUGGAGUGGGUGUGUUAUACGGUGUAUUUAGUUGAAUCCUGAUGAGUAUGUGUAUGGCUUCUCUUCAUAGUUUUUGCAGUCCAAACUCUAUGUUUUAUGCAUGCUAGAAAAUGGUAAGUUUCAGAUUUAUUUCUUGUAUUUGGAAGUUUGAAAUUGGCAGCCGAUCUUGUGUUGUAACAUUUGUUUUUAUUCUUUGAUUCAAUCACACUCGCGUUUAUGCUUAA
Salvia miltiorrhiza (redroot sage) is the source of this 2117-nucleotide messenger RNA. Its product is annotated as histone acetyltransferase MCC1. The coding region runs from base 462 to 1163 and encodes 233 amino acids. Gene Ontology annotation, cellular component: Golgi membrane. Gene Ontology annotation, molecular function: protein-N-terminal amino-acid acetyltransferase activity; histone acetyltransferase activity. The transcript is spliced from 6 exons. Gene Ontology annotation, biological process: N-terminal peptidyl-methionine acetylation. The record is from RefSeq and is a predicted model, not a curated record. Lineage: Eukaryota; Viridiplantae; Streptophyta; Magnoliopsida; Lamiales; Lamiaceae.